This is a messenger RNA of Actinia tenebrosa (Australian red waratah sea anemone), 1479 nucleotides long. RefSeq lists its product as uncharacterized. NCBI's taxonomy places the organism in Eukaryota, Metazoa, Cnidaria, Anthozoa, Actiniaria, Actiniidae. The record is from RefSeq and is a predicted model, not a curated record.
GGGAGUUCGACGUCACGAACUUUUGCGCAGCGAAAAUUUAUGCGUUGUUGGCGCUCUCGAAGAAACUGUCAGCGUGGAAGAAAUACGAAAGGCAAAAUUACGCUUAAAUUUUGGACAUUUUGGCGAAAAGCAAAAUUCGCCGGAAUGGCGGUGGGGAAAGGAUUUUUCGACCAAUAUUCUGUAUUCUGCGUGUUUGGAUCGGUUGUAGGAUGUGUGGUAGUACCGCUUAUAACCCAGUCCGUAGAAAGUGUUAUUUUCUCGGCUAUCGUGAUCAGCCUGACUGCUACCCAUUUGACUAAGCGUGCUUCUAAAUCAGACAACACCAAUCAGGUAUAUGGUGUGAAGGAGGUCGAGAAAAGAAGCAAUCGGAAAGCGAAAGAUCGUGAUACUCAGAACGGACAAACAAAAAGGAAAAAGAACGUCUCUCAACAAGUUAUGAUCACAAGAUCUUCAGAUACUCGCAAGAGACGAGAGGUUGAUCUCGAGAAACUCGAACUGGCAAGACAGCAAGAAUUGGACCGAAAACAAGAAGAAAAGAAGGAAAAGAAGAUGAAAAAGAAAGAAGAGAGAAUGAGGAAAAAAGAACAGGAAAAAGAGGAAAAAGAGAGAGAAGAUCAAAAACUUAAAAAGCUCAAAGAAGAGAGAUUAAAAGAAAACUUACGACAGCAAGAAAAGAUUGCAUCACAGAAGCAAGAAGCUCACAAAUCGCGAACAAGCACAUCUAAAAUUUCUAAAAAGUCUGAAAGUUUAACACUUAAACCCAUGUUUCAACCUGUGACUCCUACAAUAUUAACAGUGGAUGCACUGUCACGGGAGAGGACCAAGUCGGACAGUAGUGACACAUGCCCUAGCCCACCCCUGUCAGUAUGGAAAGUACCAGAAUAUGUAGAACCCAAAUGGAAUCCAGGAAGUGCUGAAAAACUAUCAAAUUCAAGCAACACCAAGUUGAAUAAUGACAUUGUUUGUAAGAAGUCCAAAGUAACAGCACCUUUCAACCAGCUUUACAACCCUGUUCACAGCAACCAGUCGUUUUGUAAAAAUCAUUACAUGAACCAGGAAAAGGAAAGCUGUUUAGUGGAACCAACCACAGGCACGUCGUACACACUACUCAAGGACAUGGAUAAACCAGACAACCGGCAACAUAUCCAAGGAGAUUCUUACUCGAGCUUCUCGGGGCUCCCAGAUAUUCUCUCGCAGCUAAAACAAGGGCAAAGAGAAGACCUCCAGGUCAGAUCUUACUCACUCUUUGGGUCUGAUCAACCAGACAGCUCAGUGUUUAGGUCACCCUUGACUGGGCUUUAAGCACAUUAUAUACUAACAACAUAAACUUAUAUACACUAUCAAAUAAAGUCUACUUGUCUACAGAUAGUUUUGUUUAAGUGAUAAAUAAAGAAAUUAAUAAGAAUAGUUCUUAGGGUUUUGUUUUUUUUCAAAACAUGAGAAAACUUUAAUAAAGUCUAAAUGACUGGAACAUGAAAA